Molecule: messenger RNA, 2010 nt
Organism: Naegleria lovaniensis
Lineage: Eukaryota; Heterolobosea; Eutetramitea; Acrasida; Naegleriidae
Exons: 3
Coding region: 1-2010 (669 amino acids)
Biological process (GO): sodium ion transport; proton transmembrane transport; regulation of pH
Cellular component (GO): membrane
Molecular function (GO): sodium:proton antiporter activity
Source: RefSeq, a predicted model, not a curated record
AUGAACAAGCUUAAAAAAAUUACAACGAUAUUAGAACAUUUGGAUAACGCAGAUAUGAACAUGAAAACUACUAUUACAUCUUUAACCCUUCUUAUGGUGUUGUUGUAUGUUGUCACAACAACUUUCUGCGAAUGCUCUGCAAACCCCGCAAAUCAACCUCAACAACAACAGUCGAGCAAUGCCACCACUCAAAACCAUUACAAGAUCGUUGGUCCAAAUACCUCCAUAGGACCCAUACUCGGUUGGAAAACUUCACCCUUCAUGGAAACUCUCUACAUUAUCAUGGCUUUUUUCUUGAUUAUUUUCGUGUUCCGUUUACUUUGGGCCUUUCUUCCUAAACGACUGCAUUUUCUUCACGCUUACGUUCCAGAGAGUGGCUUGUUGAUUGUGAUUGGAAUGAUUAUUGGUGGAUUUGUAGCGUUAGCAAAGGCCCAUCAAUUUAAUGAUGUCCUCACAUUCAAUGAGAGUAUUUUCUUCCUAUUGUUAGUUCCUCCCAUCAUUUUCCAAUCAGGUUAUUCCCUGCACAAGUCAUUCUUUUUUAGGAAUAUUGGUUUGAUUUUGUUGUAUGCUUUUUUAGGAACUUUUUUGGAUGCCAUGUUUUUAUCCUUGACGUUGUGGGGAUUUUCACACAUACCUGGUUUAUUUAAUGUGAAAUAUGAAUUGCUGCAAUUAUUCAUGUUUGGAGCGGCUGUUUCGAGCGUGGAUCCUGUUGCCAUUUUGACCGUCUUUGAAGAUGUGAAGGUCAAUGAGAGACUUAAUAUCAUAAUAUUAGGACAGAGCGUUAUCAAUGAUGCUGUCGCUGCAGUUCUCUCUGGAUUGUUUACCUCAUUGUAUUUGACUGAAGUAUUGAGUGGAGCUCCAGUGACCAUUACUGGUGAACAUGUGGGAUUGGCCAUUGCCAAGCUAUUAUGGAUGUCAUUGGGUGCUGUUAUAGUUGGAUCUUUGGUGGCAUUUAUUGGAUUGUUUCUUUCUAGAUUUUCAAAUCGAAUUGUCGUUCUUGAAUGUACCAUUGUCAUGUUGGUCCCAUGGGCUACCUACUUGUUCUCAGAGUCUCUACUCGUCAGUGGAAUUAUUGGUGUCUUGUGUUGUGGAAUUAUUUUAAGUAAUUAUCUUGGUUUGAACAUGACAGAGAAAAAUCAAGAAACCGCAAGCACUGUAUUGAAGCUCUUUUCACUCAUGUUGGAAGCCAUGAUCUUUUUAUACAUUGGUGUCUCCAUUGUAGCCAUUCCAUUACAUUGGGAUGGAUUUUUCAUUCUUUUUGCAUUGGUUUUCACAAUACUCUUUCGUUAUGUAAUCAUUUUUGGAUUGACUGGAAUUUAUAAUUUAGUUGAAACCGUUCGUAAAACCAAUCGAACAGUUUCCAUCAAGAAUCAAUUCAUCAUUGCGUAUGGAGGAUUGAGAGGCGCCAUUGCAUUUGCUUUAAUUUUCGUUAUUCCUUCGAACGAGGUAUUUAAGAGAUCGUUUUUAUCUGCCAUUUUAGUGAUUAUUUUGUUCACAGUAUUUGUGAUGGGAGGAACGAUUGGAUUGUUAUUGAAGUUAUUGAGAAUUCCUGGCAUGAGCAGGUCUCAACAAGAAACACGAGAUGCCAUUCAACGAAAUAUGAAUUCCAUUAAGGAAUAUGAAGCCUUAAUCUAUCGAGCGUUGAACUCAUUGAAACGUUUUCGAGACAAGAAGGAAGAAGGUUGGAAUGAUUCUCGUGAAACACUGAGAUUAACUUCUACAAAAAUUGAACAACUCAUCUCCAUCUUGAAGAAAGAUGGUACCAUUGAUUUUCAGAACCAGCAACACUUGACUCCUAGAAAUGUGAUUGCACUUCGACGGAAUGCAAAACGACAAGUUGUGUCUAGUUGGUCCACAUUUCUCAAGGGUCAACCAGUAGAAAACCUUCCAAAUGCAGUGCUUGCUGUUCAUCGAGUCUUUGAAACCAUUUCAAAGGUCAUUCGAAUCAUCAAGUCGGUAUCGAUCACAUUUUUCAUGACGAGAUGGAUGAAAACCUCGUUCUUUUUUUAA